AUGGAGAAUAUAGAUGAGCUGGAGCACCCUCUUCUGGGAGAAAGCCCCAAUAACAGCCGGGCAUCGGGCAUGGGGAUGGGGAUGGGGACCGGACAGGCCCCUGGCGGGAUGUUCAAGGGCAUCCUGGUAAAGUGUGAGGAGGACAGGGCCUACCCUCCCUUACCAUGGAGGAGCUAUUGUGGACAUCAUCCUGAACUUCAGCAGCAGCAGCCACUGGACCCUUGCUCACUACCUCGCACGCUGGAGUCCUUUUACCCGCCGGCUCCCAUCUGGGGCCACGCGGACUCCAUGAUCAGCAAAGACUACCUGGAGACCACCUUUGUGGACAUUCGGCCCGGCUCCACGCUGGAGAGGAAGCUGCUGGACGAGGCGGAGGACUUCCACAGUAUGUCCUACAGCAUGGACGACGAGGACGACCUGCUCCCGGACUCUGACGACUCAUCCAUUGAUGACUUCAGCGAUACCGACAGUGAGAGCAACUUCCCUCUGAUGAUCCCUCAGGACUACCUAGGUCUGGCCUUCUUCUCCAUGCUCUGCUGCUUCUGGCCCCUGGGCAUCGCCGCUUUCUACCUUUCACAGAAGACCAACAAGGCGUCGGCUCAGGGGGAUUUUCAGGGUGCCAACGCAGCAUCUCGCCAGGCUCUGUGGCUCUCGGUGCUCUCCAUUGUGUUUGGAAUCAUCACGUACAUCUGUGCCAUCGCCGCAUUGAUAUCCUACCUGUCUGGAAAACCACCAUAA
This is a messenger RNA of Cyclopterus lumpus (lumpfish), 738 nucleotides long. It is a transcript of the gene tmem91, whose product is annotated as transmembrane protein 91. NCBI's taxonomy places the organism in Eukaryota, Metazoa, Chordata, Actinopteri, Perciformes, Cyclopteridae. The coding region runs from base 1 to 738 and encodes 245 amino acids. The record is from RefSeq and is a predicted model, not a curated record. Gene Ontology annotation, cellular component: intracellular membrane-bounded organelle; membrane. The transcript has 4 exons.